CCUGCGGUCGUUGGCCUCAUUCGAGUCGUUGCGCCGGCCGUAGGCGGACGUGGAGCUCCUUGCGCCCCGUUUCCUGCUCCCCUUCUCCUCUCCGCGCGCCGGCAGGAUGGCCCACAAGCAGAUCUACUAUUCGGACAAGUACUUCGACGAGCACUACGAGUACCGGCAUGUCAUGUUACCUAGAGAACUCUCCAAACAAGUACCAAAAACUCACCUGAUGUCUGAAGAGGAGUGGAGGAGACUUGGUGUCCAACAGAGUCUCGGUUGGGUGCAUUACAUGAUCCAUGAGCCAGAACCGCAUAUUCUUCUCUUUAGACGACCUCUUCCAAAAGAACAACAAAAAUGAAGUGCAGCUGGGAUCACCUAAUCUUCUUGAAAUUAAAUGUAUAUGUGUAUAUAAGGGUAGUAUUCAGUGAAUACUUGAAAAUGUACAAAUCUCUCAUCCAUACCUGCGCAUGAGCUGUAUUCUUCACAGCAACAGAGCUCAGUUAAAUGCAACUGCAAGUAGUAGGUUAUUUUAAGUUGUUAAAGAUAAAUUUUCUUGUAGUUUUUUUCUUAAUAUAAGUAGCGCCUGUUUUACUUUAUCUGUUACUUUGUUAAAUAAAGUUUGUAUGUUGCAUUUAC
This is a messenger RNA of Microtus oregoni (creeping vole), 624 nucleotides long. RefSeq names its product cyclin-dependent kinases regulatory subunit 2. Gene Ontology annotation, biological process: regulation of mitotic cell cycle. Bases 107 to 346 code for a protein of 79 amino acids. Gene Ontology annotation, cellular component: SCF ubiquitin ligase complex; cyclin-dependent protein kinase holoenzyme complex. The transcript is spliced from 3 exons. Gene Ontology annotation, molecular function: histone binding; protein kinase binding; ubiquitin binding. The record is from RefSeq and is a predicted model, not a curated record. Lineage: Eukaryota; Metazoa; Chordata; Mammalia; Rodentia; Cricetidae.